This is a messenger RNA of Daldinia caldariorum, 1917 nucleotides long. RefSeq lists its product as uncharacterized. The record is from RefSeq and is a predicted model, not a curated record. Lineage: Eukaryota; Fungi; Ascomycota; Sordariomycetes; Xylariales; Hypoxylaceae. Bases 253 to 1809 code for a protein of 518 amino acids. The transcript has a single exon.
CCCCUUUCUAUUUUGACUUAUAAUUUUUUUUUUUUCAAAAAAAAAAAAAAAAAAAAAAAAAAAAAAAAACAAUUCACUGAGCCUUAUAUGAGUGUGAACGUGGGAUGAUUUCGAAUAGAGACGGAAGUAAUUAACACUCACUACCCACUCAAUAUUUAGGGCCUGAAAGCAGCCAAAACUAGAAUGAUUACCCGUUUUUUUCUCGUUUGCUUGGCUACCACCAAAUAGCUCCUCUUUCCCUUAAACAUAACUAUGACGCUCGUUGGCAGCCCGCGAGGCCUACGUUCUUUCGCUCUUCCAAUUGGGCUGCUCGCCAUUAGCCUUGUGGCUUUGGCAUUAUAUCGUGGCAUUGGGGGCAACGACAGCUUCCUACGAAACCUUUCCAUCGUUAAUAACGGAAAACAAGGCCAGACUAGUGCCCAUGAGAGUUACCAACCGACAAACACCAAGGCGCCGCCUCCAAAGUACAAGCCAACACCUACCUAUGCGGCCCCCUCUGUAACCGAUCCAUUCCCUCUGCUCACCCAGUCGACUGCAACGCCGCCGCCUAUACCGGCAUAUAAUGUUCCCCGUCCCGGCUUACACAGAGAGUAUGGCCUUUCUUAUACUCCACCCCUCUUCAUCGGGUUCACCCGACAAUGGCCUAUGCUUCUGCAAUGCGUGGUUGGCUAUUUAACAGCUGGCUGGCCGCCCGAAUCCAUCUACGUAGUCGAAAACACGGGUGUGCAAGAUUCGAACGCGCAGGGAAAACUUAGUCUGCAGAAUCCCUUUUAUCUCGACCACGCCACGUUACGCAAGCUCGGGGUCAACAUCAUACAGACUCCCGUCCUGUUGACGUUCUCGCAGAUGCAGAACUUCUUUCUGAAUACCGCGCUCUCCCGGUCCUGGCCGUACUAUUUCUAUUCGCACCAGGACGUGUUGGUGUUUUCGUUCGAGGACGGGCCCGAUACGUUGGAGCGCGACGGCGAUAGGGAGUGGUUCUUUUACGACGAGCAGGACGAGGCGGAUAUUAUGCGCCCAGCAGCGGCCGGCCAGGAGGGAUAUAGAACAAUUUACGAAAACUGCCUGCGCGAAUUAAACCAGACUCUGGAGAGGGAAGAGCGUUGGGCUUUCCGUUGGUUCCAGUAUGAUCACCUCACGUUGGUAAACAGAGCAGCGCUGGACGCUGUGGGCGGAUGGGACUCGCUGAUGCCGUAUUACGGCAGCGAUUGCGACAUGAACGCGAGGUUGGAAAUGGAUGGAUGGACUAUGAGGCAUCGCCGGGUGGGGAUAAUUAACGACGUAUCGACCGUAUUGGAGGAUCUGGCCGCAUUAUAUCGCGAUCCAAACGUUAUCCCCAGGUUUAUCGAUCCGAACCCGGCUUUUUCGCCAAAAGCACAAGAAGCCAAAGAGAACCAGAAGGAACAGUCAAAAGAGGGGGAGGAUGGGUCGGAUAAGAAACAAGGGAAGGACGGGAACGAGGCAAACGUUGAUCGGAGGGGGAAUGAGACAAUUGAUGAUACGGAGAGUAUGGGUAUUGCCAGGUCGAUUGAAUAUUUCCGGGAGCUGGUUAACGUUGGUAAUGACAUGGGCGCGUAUAAGUAUCGCGACAAGAAGAACGCGCGGAACUCUUGGCAAAACAGCCAGCACGGCGGGGUCGGCGAGCCCUAUUAUUAUAACGCGGAAGGAUUUGCGGCAUCGUUCUGGAUCUUGGCUGAGGCCGGACGUGAGGUCUUCCGUCAGAAAUGGGGGCACCGCGAAUGCAAUCUGGUCGAGGAAACAGCGCUGAAGCUUGAAGAUCAGUGGCGUGUCGAAAAAGACUGGGAGUAAACCUGGUUCUGCGUAUACAUGUACAUCGAUUGAGCGUUAAUUCUAGAGACGUUUUAGUUCUAGAAGGGAUAUUUGGGUACUAUAAUAGCAAUUAUGUGUAAAUAACAG